This is a messenger RNA of Prorocentrum cordatum, 2061 nucleotides long. The record is from the annotation of a GenBank genome assembly. NCBI's taxonomy places the organism in Eukaryota, Dinophyceae, Prorocentrales, Prorocentraceae.
AUGGUGCCCCCCUGCGUGUCAAUCGUGUCACCAGAUUGGCUUCUCGAGGCCAAGACGCCGAUGCUCAUAGCAACUAUUAUUUUCAUCAUCCUGAGCAUCGGCCUGGUUGUUAUAAUCGGCAUCCUGGAUCUACUUCUCGAGUCCAUGGAUAAGUGGAAUGUAGAGAUCAAGCGUGGGUUGCAUGCGCAUUUGUUCGUAUGUGUCACGGGGGUGGUCUUCUACAGCGUUGCGGACUAUUCGUCGACCUACUUCGUGGUCACCACGGACAUCCUCGACGGCGAGCACCUCAUCGCGCGGAAUUUCCACUGGUUGGUGUCCACGCCCUUGGAGUGGUACAUCUACAAGUUGUGUUUCUUGAGCCCGGACGAGCCCAGCAAGAUGGUGACCGUCUACGCCUCGUGCGCGGCGAUGCAGAUCUUCGGCAUAUUGAUGUGCGUCACGCCGUUCCCGGUCUUCUUCUUUGUCGCGUCCUCUGUUUGUUUCGUGCUGAUGUUCUGGAUGUUGUACAAGCUCCCUCAGGUGCCAGAGACCGCCGCUGUUGGCCGUAGGGUCCUGGAUUUUCAUCUGUUCUUGUGGUCUGCGUACCCGGUUGCGCAGCUGGGCCGGUCGGCGGGCUGGUUGUCGGUCUCGCAGCAGCAGGUGCUCGUGCACUCCUUCCUGGACUGCUGCGCAAAGGGCCUCAGUUUUAGCGCCAUCCUGGUGGCCCGCCUGACUCGCACUCUCACAAGCAUGACGGGUGCCAUCCAGAUGAUGGUAUCGACACACGAUGUGGUGCUCAUCGUGGACGAGACCUUCCGGCUGCUGGAGCCGCUGCGUGACCAGAGCCCGCUGUUCCACGACACCGCGGCGGCCAAUGGGGUUAUGAAGAGCUUGCUCGAGCUCUGCGCCAACGAGGAGCACAGGGAGCGGCUCGAGAGGGUCGCCCAGGCGGCAGACCGCCAGCCGUCGGGCAUGAGCUCCCCAAAGUGCAUGCUGAACUUCAAGCUCCGCCAGGACCUGGGCGAGGUGAAGACCACCUGCUUCGUGUCCAAGUGCGCACAGGGGCGCCGCAUCAUUGGCAUCACCUUCAUCGCCCCGCGCGGGGAGUACGCGCAGCCCGCGGCGGGAGCCGCGGCGCGGAGCGCGACCGAGGCCCUCGAGUCCGUCAGCGCGGCGUCCGGCCUCCACAGCGCCGCGCAGCGCUCCGGGGCCGCGUGGGACCCCGCGCUGCACAGCUGCUCCGCGCUCCUGCAGCUCGCGCCCUGGCUGUCGGAGCUGGUGCGAGCAAUUUUCAAGGACAGCCCAACGGUUCCUAGCGCGCUCGUCGUUUUCGACCGCAGGGCGAUGGCGGACGCCAGCGUCGAGACCGCCUCCGCCGCGUUCUCCGCGCACAUGUCGGGGCUCUCCAUGCCUUUCGCACUUUCGAAGUUGCUGGGGCACAACGACAUUGAGAGGCUGCUGUCUACCGCGUUCCUAGAGGACCUCAGCAUCUACCAGUUCCGGGGCGCCGAGCUCGCCUCCGGCGCGCGGGUCGUCCUCUCCAUGCUCUGGCUGAACCGCCUGUCAAAAGCCGCCCGGUCCAGCGACGUCCGCGUCGGCGUCCUCACUCUGGAGCCGAUCUCCAGAACACCCUCCCACGGGUCCCUGAAGGAGCAGGUCGAGGUGUGGGACCUCCCGCACGCUUCUGGGGGCCACUAUUUCUGGUACUUCGUCGCCAGUCGGCUGCUGCGCCUGCCCUGCGCGCUCGACUGCCAGGUGGCGCCGCCCGUGUUGAUGCGGACGACACCUGAGCUCGUGCGGGCGGCGCCGGGGCUGGAGGAGGCCAACUGCUGGCACGUCUUCGUGGCGGAGCCGAUCCGCGGCCGAGGGGCGCACGCCAGGGGCCGCCGAGACAGACGGGUGGAGCUCGCGCUGCCAGCCGUGGACUGGCAGUCCUCGCAGCACGACGCCCUCCACCUCGACGAGCGGCUCGUCGACGACCUCGUCCAGGCGGCCCAGCACGGGCCGCGCCCGGAGCACCUGGUGCCGCCGCCUCCGGCCCUGCAGCCUCUGGCGUACAUCCGCGCAGAGGACCCCACGUAG